AUGUAUAGGAGGAAACUAGACCGAAGUCUUCAAGCCAUUCAAGAUUGCCACUCCGCCGUCCGUGAUAAGGGUGCUCCCCGCAUCACUACUGGUAAUCGCAUUGGCACUCGAGUUGAUCGCGAGGCUCCAGGCAUAGGCAAUGUCAACAAACUAACCCAUGUACAAGAUAUACUUUGGCAACACGCGUAUAUAACAGGACAAUGCGGUCGAACAGUCAGAUUAAACAAUCAACGUGAAUAG
This is a messenger RNA of Coniophora puteana RWD-64-598 SS2, 240 nucleotides long. RefSeq lists its product as uncharacterized. Lineage: Eukaryota; Fungi; Basidiomycota; Agaricomycetes; Boletales; Coniophoraceae. The record is from RefSeq and is a predicted model, not a curated record. The coding region runs from base 1 to 240 and encodes 79 amino acids. The transcript has a single exon.